This is a messenger RNA of Cylicostephanus goldi, 402 nucleotides long. NCBI's taxonomy places the organism in Eukaryota, Metazoa, Nematoda, Chromadorea, Rhabditida, Strongylidae. The record is from the annotation of a GenBank genome assembly.
GACACUGUACUAUGCGUUUUGACACUGAAUAUCUACUACGAGAAGCUGUUUAUCUUCCUCUGGUUCUGGUUACUCUUCGUAGCAGUGGUGUCAACUGCGAAUUCCUUCUAUUGGGUGUUCACUUUGUGUGUGAACACUAAGGCUCGUCGCACAAUCAUCGACUAUCUGGACACAGAUCCCGAUGGGAACAUCAACCGGAUAUCGACGGAACAAUUUUUCAGAGUUCUUGGAAAGGACGGCUUAUUUGUCCUGCAACAAAUGGGGCUCAAUCUUGGCGACAUUCCAGCUAGCUACCUCUGCAUAGCGAUGAGAAACGUUGGUCAGCACUGGAUAGAAGAAAAUGAUGAUCACAACAACAUAGUGGACGAGAAGCAGCCGUUGAAAAACUUCAAAUCUGUUUAG